AUGGCUUACUCUCGGACGGCCGCCGUGGUCGUGCUGCUGCUGCACGCCGCAUGCCUCUCAUCGCUGCAUCGUCUCGUUGCGGGCCACGUGUGGCCUCUCAGUGAAGCCUCCCGCCGCGAGAUGGCCGUCAAGGCGCCUCCCGCAUGCCCCGCUGGCGUGGUGUGCCCGACGGGAGCGUACUGCGUGGUGGACAGCGGCGGCUUCCCCUUCUGCAAGUGUCUGAGCGGGCAGGGCAUCAUCAACAACGGCGCGUGCAUCGGCGGAAUGAGCUGGAAGACGGUGGCCACGAGCGUGGUGCUCUACAACGCCGCCUCCUUCGCCAACUCGCCCGCCACGCUCGCACCCGCCGUGCUGCGCGCGCCAGCACCCAACACGUCGGCGUGCAGGGUGGUGCCGAAGGGGUUCAACGGCACGGUGGGGUCGCUGCGGAUCAUGUGGAACGUGAAUGACGGCGCGAGUAACCACCUGGUGUGCGGCAAGCUGGUGUUCUGGGACAAGAAGGACUGCUCUGGCUCUUCAUUUGUGUACGAGAUUCCCGGCAAGUGGACGGCCGCCAAGGCCGACAACUUCAAAUACGCCACCACCAGCGUCAAGAAGGCAGCGGGCGUGGUGGCGACGGGCAGGUCCUUCUCGUGUCUGGCGGCCGUGAAGCCGCCUGAAACGGACCUGUGCUCCACGGCGGCAUGCCCGCCCAGCUCCAAGUGCUCCCUCAAGAACAGCACGUAUGCUGUGUGCACGUGCGACUCUGGCACCACCAUGGUCGACGGCUACUGCGUUUGUCAGUCGUCUCCCACCCGCUCCCCUUUUCUCCCCCUCUCUCCCCCUCUCUCCCCCUCUUUCCCCCUCUCUCUCCCUCUCUCUCCUUCUCUCUCCCACUCACUCCCCCUCUCUCCUCCUCUGUCCAACGAUACCUUUGGCAUGUUUGAUCUGCCGUACACUUACUGCCCACCGGGCCUCAACAUGCACUCUGGUGCUUGCCUGCCAGGAAUCCUUCCCGACGUGGCAGACGUGGCCAUCAGCAUCUACAACGUGCCCGCCUUCCAGAGCACGGACCCGCCUUACAUCUUCCGCCUCAAGCCCAACAAGUGCGUCACCAUCCCGCCGGACGUGAUUGGCAGCAGCAAGUCGGUGGGCAUGGUGUUCCGUGCGCCGGGGACGAACGUGCGGUGCACCACGAUUACCAUCUACGAUGCGCUCUUCUGCAAGGGGAACGCAAUCAGCUCCGACGUGCCGUCUGGCAACGACAUGGCUAUGAUUCCCCUUAUGUCUGCCCUCCAACUUCCCUGUCUCUAG
Molecule: messenger RNA, 1293 nt
Organism: Closterium sp. Naga37s-1
Lineage: Eukaryota; Viridiplantae; Streptophyta; Zygnematophyceae; Desmidiales; Closteriaceae
Source: the annotation of a GenBank genome assembly